AUGCGUCUUGAAUUGUUCCCGAACAAAUGCUGUAAUAUCAUAAGAAUGCGGUUCUCUAUGAGGUCUCUGCUCCUCUUAGCGCUAGUCCUGGCAGAAGCUUUUCCCUGUCGAAUCCGAACUCCUUGUGUUACUCGUCGCGAUGAUAAUAUCAAGAAAGUAGCGCACAAGUUCCGCCCAAGGACUAUCAAAAGAACCACUCAUGUCGAUGCUGAGGGACUGCGCCCAUCGAGAAACUUACACGAUACCAUCACAAAAAUUCAAAUCGAUGCUAGCGAACUGCGCCCAUCUAGAAACUUACACGAUACCAUCACAAAAAUUCAAAUCGAUGCUAGCGAACUGCACCCAUCGCGCUUAUUGCACCAACCGUGUCGCGAACAUCACUUGCAUGUUACUGACGCAAGUGCUUUGUACGAUGCUAUCCUUGAAGUCUUGCGCAGUACUGACUCAGAUGGCUUGCACGACGCCAUCGCAAAAAUCUUGGACGAUUUCAUGUCAGGACGUCUUUAUAGAUCAGGAUCAGGUGGUCGUUAUGGUUUACGAUCAGGAGGUCAUUAUAGCUUAUACGCUCGUAAUCGCCUGCGACCAGAAGUGAGGACCGAGAUCCAAAAUGGGUAUUGUGGAAGUGGAUGGACUUACUUUAAUAGCACUAACUCUUGCUAUAAGACCUUAUUCGACGAAACUUGGACCGCUGCCGAGAGCAUUUGUGUUUUGCUUGGAGGACAUUUGACUUCUAUCCAUAGCCCCGAAGAAAAUCUUUUUGUAUCGAAUCUGUCAAAGGCAGGUGUCAGACGAUCUCACUGGAAAAAGGCGACCUGGAUAGGCCUGCAUCAAGCAAGUUAUCCAAGUAGCAAGGAAUGGACGUGGACUGAUGGCACGAAAGUUGACUAUUCACCAUUUGCUCGUCGUGAGCCGAAUAACCUUGCCAGACGUGAACAGUGCGCACAGCUCUAUAGCGAUGAACCCCAUUCCCAGCAAUGGAAUGAUUAUCGCUGCGAUGCCAAGAUGAGGAACUUCGUCUGCAAGAAAAAGUCAUACCCUCUUCUUUGAAGUAAUAGUAUUUUGCAUCUGAUGGUUGUCAUCUGAGGCCCUUGGACAAUAUGUAAAUGGAGUAUAAAGUCUGAUUCAAUGGUUU
Messenger RNA from Cylicocyclus nassatus, 1132 nucleotides. NCBI's taxonomy places the organism in Eukaryota, Metazoa, Nematoda, Chromadorea, Rhabditida, Strongylidae. The record is from the annotation of a GenBank genome assembly.